AUGUCAGCAACUCGGCGUCUUCAGAAGGAGCUCGGGGAUCUCAAAAAUUGUGGAGUGAAGGCUUACGAAAAUGUCGAGUGCGAGGAAACGAACCUUUUGAAGUGGACGGUUCUUUUGCUCCCAGACAAGGAGCCAUACAACAAAGGUGCCUUCAAAGUUGGAAUUACAUUCCCGGUCGAUUACCCUUUCAAGCCACCAAAGGUUGCUUUCGAGACAAAAAUUUAUCACCCAAAUGUUGAUGAGGAAGGAAAGUUCUGUCUCCCAAUCGUCACUGCUGAGAAUUGGAAGCCAGCCACGAAAACUGAGCAAGUGAUGAUGGCUUUGCUGUCAUUGAUCAACGAACCUGAGCCGAAUCAUCCAAUCCGUGCUGACGUGGCCGAGGAGUUCCAGAAGGAUCAUAAGAAGUUCAUGAAGACUGCCGAGGAGCACACGCGAAAACAUUCCGAGAAAAGACCUGAAUAG
This is a messenger RNA of Caenorhabditis remanei, 462 nucleotides long. RefSeq lists its product as uncharacterized. The transcript is spliced from 4 exons. The record is from RefSeq and is a predicted model, not a curated record. The coding region runs from base 1 to 462 and encodes 153 amino acids. Lineage: Eukaryota; Metazoa; Nematoda; Chromadorea; Rhabditida; Rhabditidae.